Molecule: messenger RNA, 1402 nt
Organism: Racocetra fulgida
Lineage: Eukaryota; Fungi; Glomeromycota; Glomeromycetes; Diversisporales; Gigasporaceae
Source: the annotation of a GenBank genome assembly
GAUUCUAAUGGGAUUUCUUUGGAAGAUUUGGGUGAAGAUAUGAUGAACUAUGAAUUAUCAGAUUCAUCCAAGAAAGCACGAGAGGAACAUCAGGCAAUACUUGACGAGUUUGAACGAAAGAAACGUGCAAGGACUUUAGCUGUGCCCACCGAUGACGGUCGCGUGAGAGCAAAACUUAGAGAACUUGGUGAACCACAAUGUUUGUUUGGAGAAGGUCCUGGUGAUCGGCGUGAUCGUUUGCGAUAUUUACUAUCAAAAUUAGAGGGUGCUGAAAUAGUUCCCGAUGAAGAUGAGGAAACUGAGAGCGAAUCUGAGGAAGAAGUACAUGUUCAACAUAUUGACGAAAUAGUGGACUCAGUUCGUAUUUGUAAAAUCAAGAGGGAGGAAGAAUUUUUCACUCAAGGGACUUUAGAACUUUUGGAAGCUCGUCGAUGGAUUACGAGAUAUUCUUUACCAAGAGCCAGAGACCGUCUUCGUAAGCAACGAGCCGAGUACGAUUUACCACUACCCCAGAUAAAAUCUGUGAGAAAAGAUUUAUUUACAGGAUUAAAGGUAAGAGCUGUUAAUUAUUCGUCCUAUGCGAACUUUAGCUCACAAAUUGGAGAUGAUCGUCCAAUUUCACAAUGUGUUUUCUCACCUGAUUGUAGUUUAAUUGCUACUGGUUCUUGGUCUGGACAUGCUGAUCGUAUUGGUGGUGUUGCAUGGCAUCCACAAUCUACCCUUUCUAUAGACAAGAGUGUAGUAAACCUAGCUUCGGGUGCAGCUGAUGGUUUAAUUAAUUUAUGGUCUUUGGAAAGUGAUUCACCAUUGGGCACUUUCGAUUAUUCAUGGCGCCUUUGGGAUAUUGAAACCACUGGGGAAUUGUUACUUCAAGAAGGACAUUUUAAAGAAGUUUAUGCAAUUCGAUUUCAAAAUGACGGCGCUUUAGUGGCUACUGGGUAUUUAAUUAUUGGAUUAGAUGCUAUUGGACGUGUCUGGGAUCUAAGGACGGGACGAUCUGCUAUGGUCUUAGAAGGGCAUGUUAAAGACAUUUUGGAAUAUUCAAGAUACUUAUACGUUUUUGCUGCUUUCGGUCAAAUAAAUAACAGUCUUUCUGUUAGCUAUCAAGUUGCUACUGGAAGCGCGGAUAAUACUAUACGAAUUUGGGACAUUCGGACUUUGCGAUGCACCUAUACUAUUGCUGCGCAUAAAUCUCUUGUAUCUGAUGUGAGAUUUUUUCACGCUUCAUUAGCGUUUAUCAGUGAAGAGGAUGCCAGAGGUAUUAAACCAACAGUAUCCGGAUUAUAUUUGGCAAGUUGUGGUUAUGAUGGUUUUGUGAAUAUUUGGUCUGCUGAUGAUUGGAGUUUGCUUAAAAUAUUGGCUGGACACGAUGGAAAAGUAAUGGCUGUUGAUAUUUCCUCAG